Messenger RNA from Ceratitis capitata (Mediterranean fruit fly), 627 nucleotides. RefSeq lists its product as uncharacterized. The coding region runs from base 115 to 627 and encodes 170 amino acids. The transcript is spliced from 2 exons. NCBI's taxonomy places the organism in Eukaryota, Metazoa, Arthropoda, Insecta, Diptera, Tephritidae. The record is from RefSeq and is a predicted model, not a curated record.
GUGUGCUACAAAAGUGCCGAGUGAAAAAUAAGAAGACAGAUAAUUUAUUAUAUAAAAGGAUAAGCUUUACAGGACACUAUAAAAUUAAUACUGAAAGUACAUUGUGAAGCUAACAUGCAAGACUUUGUGGAGAAAAUGUUUACCUACGCUGCGCUAACACUGCUCUUAGUACUCACUACUAAUGCCAGUCCACUCUACCAACAAUACGGCAAAUAUGGCAAAUUAAUUAUUGAUCCAUUGCUCGCUUCAGCAACUGAUGAGAUGCCGAUGGUGCAGAGCAAUAACUUUGACACGGUCAUGGCCGAUGACAAAUUUCCCAUGGAAUCAAUGCAAUAUCAGAAUUUCGCAAGUUUCCAUGAACCGCGUAUGGCGUUAGAUUCCGACUUUAAUAUGGACGAAACGCAAUUUCUGCCGAAGAACACACCACCGCGUGCACCGCAGGGCCUAUCCAAGCAGGAGCGUGAAAUACGACAACGCAUCGAGGUGGCCGAUCCGAAAUUGGAGAAAAAGAAGAUGCUGAAGUUGAAAAAGGGUGCCUCUGUGCCACGUGGCGCAGACGCCUAUGCAUGGGAGCAGUUCGAUUAUGAUUUAUAUAGCGUAAAUCCGGCAAAUCAAAAGAAAUUUUAG